AUGCUCCUCAGACUAGCAACUCGUCCGUUUCCUCCCUUCAGAUCCGCUACCGCCCUCUUUCAUGCUCGCACCCUCGUCUCGUCUUCUCGUCCUGCUCUGCGGGCAUCGCACAGGGCCCGUGUCGGAUUGAUUACUGGAGCUGUCCUCGCCACCUCGCUCCUGGCUGGAAAUGUCACUAGUCCUAUCCAUGCCGAUGCCGAGCAGUCUGAUAACCUGCGGUCAGAGUCGGCCAGACCGCAAACGCCUCUGUCUGCUCUGGUCCGAUCUUAUAUUGUCUACUCAAUCUGUUCGGUGCCUGCCAUUGUAGACUGGUCUCCAACCAUUCUGUCUGUGCUUUUUUCUCUUCCCGGCAUAAGACAGAUUGCACAGGCUGUUGUUCGUGUUACAUUCUUUGAUCAGUUUGUGGGGGCAGACUCGGCGGAGGAUGCUAUUCCCCUCCUCGAGCAGCUGCGUGCGGAGAAUAAGGGCUGUCUCUUUGCUUAUAGCGUCGAAGUUGACGAAGAUGAAGCCUCCGGCACCGCGAAAGACGACAAACAUGCGAAGCUCUCUACACACAAGCAAAUUAUUACCGAGACUCUGCAUUGCAUAGAUGUCGCCGCGGAUUUUGAGAAUAAGUACUCUUCGCAUCACGGCUCCGACAUGCGCGGGCGCAAGACGUGGGUGGCCGUCAAAAUGAGUGCCAUGCUGCCCCGUACUGAGGCACUGGUUCAUUUCUCAAAGUAUUUGGUGUCCACGCGUCCCAAGUCCUCGCCAAGCGUCGCCUUCCCCGGUCGUCCUCUUUCGUCGGACUUCGAUGUGCUUUCCAGUCGAUCAGCCACCAACAGCUUCCUUACCGAUUCUGACAUUGCAGACCUCCGAGAGCUGCGGGAUGAUCUUCGAGAAAUCUGCAAGCGAGCCAGAGAACACGGUGUGAAGAUCAUUGUUGAUGCAGAGUAUAGUUGGUACCAGCCUGCUAUUGAUGCAUUCACGCUAUCACUCCAACGCGAGUUCAACCGACUUCCGUCGUCUUCCUGGUUCCGACUUGGAAAUCCUACUCUCCAUACGUCCGCUGUCCAGCCAUUGGUGUACCAGACUUAUCAGGCGUACCUAAGGCGAACACCAGAGUACCUGAAGCAGAGCCUCGCAGCUGCUCGUGCAGAGGGAUAUUCACUUGGUGUUAAGCUCGUCCGCGGCGCAUACCACCCGCACGAAAUGGCUGCACAUGCUAGCGCAAUGUCAACUCGGACAUCCACAUCCACUUUAAUUUCCUCCUAUGGAUACUCGCAAUCCAUCUCGCCGGAUCCGGCUCCACCAGUUUGGUCUACCAAGGACGAGACCGAUACCUGCUAUAAUGCUUGCGCGACACUGCUCCUGGAACAUCUUCGUGCUGAUAUCAAGGCGGCCCGGGCCGACGGCUCCCCGAGGCUCGGCAUCCUCUUUGGUACGCAUAACUGGAAUAGCUGCGAAUUGAUCCUGAGCGAGCUGGCCAAGCUUGGAUUGGCGAGUGUUACUGGCGCUACAACGUGGGUGCCAGAGACCGUCACGGAGAGGGUUGCGAUUGGGCAAUUGUAUGGUAUGAGUGAUGCCCUCACGGACUCCCUUGUCAGUCGGACUCGGUGUGCGUCACCUUUCGUGAUGAAGUAUAUUCCCUACGGCAAUCUAGCGGAGGUGAUGCCCUACCUGAGCAGACGUGCCAUCGAGAAUAAGUCCGUCCUCGGAAACGGCGGAGCCGCCGACGAGCGUAGGAGAGCUGGUUCCGAAAUUCGGAAGAGAAUCGCCAGCUGGUCUGGGCUCAGUUGGUGA
Molecule: messenger RNA, 1782 nt
Organism: Fibroporia radiculosa
Lineage: Eukaryota; Fungi; Basidiomycota; Agaricomycetes; Polyporales; Fibroporiaceae
Exons: 8
Coding region: 1-1782 (593 amino acids)
Cellular component (GO): mitochondrion
Molecular function (GO): FAD binding; proline dehydrogenase activity
Source: RefSeq, a predicted model, not a curated record